Chelonia mydas (Green sea turtle) is the source of this 16387-nucleotide messenger RNA. RefSeq names its product leucine rich repeats and calponin homology domain containing 2 (gene LRCH2). The record is from RefSeq and is a predicted model, not a curated record. NCBI's taxonomy places the organism in Eukaryota, Metazoa, Chordata, Testudines, Cheloniidae. The transcript is spliced from 22 exons. Bases 43 to 2310 code for a protein of 755 amino acids. Gene Ontology annotation, molecular function: protein binding.
GCGCCGCUGUUUGUUGUGGGGCGGCCUGUCUCCGGCGCGAACAUGGCGGCCGGGCAGGGAGGAGGCGGCGGCGGCGGCGGCGGGCUCGGGCUCCCCGCUCACCUCACCCUGUCCUACCCCGCCGGGCCGGCCUGGGGCGCCGCCCCGCCGCCCCCGCCCCACACGGGCCGCAGCCUGGACCGGGCCCUGGAGGAGGCGGCGGGCUCCGGCAUCCUCUGCCUCAGCGGCAGGAAGCUCCGCGACUUCCCCGGCGGCGGCUACGACCUGAGCGACACCACGCAAGCAGAUCUUUCAAAGAACAGAUUUACUGAAAUUCCUUCAGAUGUCUGGCUGUUUGCACCACUUGAGACUUUAAAUUUCUAUCACAACUGCAUCAAAUCCAUUCCUGAAGCCAUCAAAAAUCUGCAGAUGUUAACAUAUCUUAAUAUUAGUCGAAAUCUUUUAGCAACAUUGCCAAAAUACCUGUUUGACCUACCACUUAAAGUUUUGGUUGUCAGUAAUAAUAAGCUGGUAUCCAUUCCAGAAGAAAUUGGAAAGUUAAGAGACCUGAUGGAGUUGGAUAUCAGCUGCAAUGAGAUUCAGGUCCUUCCCCAGCAAAUAGGAAAACUGCAGUCACUUAGAGAAUUGAACAUUAGAAGAAAUAAUCUCCAUGUGUUGCCAGAUGAAUUGGGAGACCUUCCCUUGGUAAAGCUGGAUUUUUCUUGUAAUAAAAUUACAGAGAUCCCAAUUUGUUACAGGAAAUUACGUCAUUUACAAGUAAUAAUUUUGGAUAACAAUCCAAUGCAGAUGCCACCGGCACAGAUAUGUUUAAAGGGUAAAGUUCACAUAUUUAAAUUCCUCAGUAUUCAAGAAUGCCUCCGAAUAGAUAAAAAACCAGAUUCCUUAGAUCUUCCAUCACUGUGUAAAAGAAUCCCAUCCCAGCCACUCACAGACAGUAUGGAAGACUUUUAUCCCAAUAAAAAUCAUGGUCCUGACUCUGGCAUUGGCAGUGAUAAUGGGGAUAAAAGACUGUCUGCAACUGAACCAUCUGAUGACGACACAAUCAGCCUUCACUCUCAGGUAUCAGAAUCGACGAGGGAACAGACUUUGAGGAAUGACAAUCAUUUAAUAGGAAGUAAAUUUGACUCACAUAAAGACCAGGAGGUGUAUGAUUACAUUGAUCCUAACACAGAAGAUGCAGCUAUUCCUGAGCAAGGAGACGUACAAAUGGGACCAUUUGUCUCUUAUGUUAAGGAACGAGGAAAACACCCUGAGAAAUCGCAGAAAAUAGAAGGGAAUGAUGAGUGGGGAGAUGAAAAAAGGCUUCAGAAAGAACAGCUGUUGGCAGAGGAAGAUGACGAGCUGAAAGAAGUGACUGACUUGAGAAAAAUAGCAGCUCAGCUACUGCAACAAGAGCAGAAAAACCGCUUUGAGAAUAGAUUUGUGCAACUGAAGACAUUAAACAGUCAAACAAAUUCAUACAGACUUUUUAGACGGAGACCAUUAAGCUAUAGAACUUCAUUCAGUGAAAAACUCUUCCAGAGGACGAGGGCUGCAGGACGUGCAUCCAGGCUUCUUAAUCAUUCGACCUCAGUAAACACAAGAAACAGGCCAAAGCAGACCGUGGAAUCUGAAAAAAGUGUCUCAACAGAUGAAAUAAAUUCUCCAGUGUCUCCUUACAGAUGGCAGCCACUAGAAAAUCAAAAGGAUCUGACAGAUGAGCAGCACUGGCCAGAAACACAGCCUGUUAUCUGGCAGAAUGAAGAGAGGAGAAGGAGCAAACAAGUUAGAAAGGAAUAUUUCAAGUAUAAGUCUUCCAGAAAGAGUUCAAGUGGAAAUGAAAAUGAUGAGCAAGACAGUGAUAAUACUAAUGUGUCCCCACAGUCUCCUGUAUCAUCUGAGGACUAUGAAAGGACAGACAGUAACUCUCACGGUCCAUUUGGUCUCAAACCGAGAUCAGCUUUCAGCCGUUCCUCUCGCCAGGAUUAUGGGGUAGUGGACCCUGGAUUUACAAUGAGGAGGAAAAUGGAGCAUUUAAGGGAAGAAAGGGAACAAAUAAGACAUCUUCGCAAUAAUCUUGAAUCGAGGUUAAAAGUCAUUUUGCCAGAUGACAUUGGAGCAGCAUUGAUGGAUGGGGUUGUUCUUUGCCAUUUAGCCAAUCACAUAAGGCCACGUUCUGUUGCAAGUAUUCAUGUACCAUCACCAGCAGUGGAAAGGCUUUGCCUGCCUCAUCACAUUUUGGAGGAAAGGGGUCUAGUGAAAGUUGGUCUUACAGUUCAGGCUCUGCUUGAACUACCUUCAUCUAAAGCAUCCCAGCUUUCCUCUGUGUAACCUGACUUUUGGAAACCAGACAACUUAUCAUUGAUCUAUUGAUUUAGAUUGCUGCCAAGCAGUUCAGCUUCCUGAAUGGGAACAUCCAAGCCAUCAGAAGUAGUUUCUGCCCAGACACUUUAGACAGAGCCUUACUUUGAAGGGACACACAAAACUUUGAUUUCAAACUGACUGUUACCUACAUAUACAGUUAUACUGAUGUUUUAAAACUUGGAUGCACGAGAGAUUUUAACAACAUCAGAUUCUCUGUCCAGGUAAUAUAAGUUCCAAGUUUCCCAUUAAUGUUUCAUGACAUUAUUUUUAAAAGCUAGAUUUUUUUUUUUACUACAUUGAAAAUGCUGUUUAGUUUUGUUUUAUACAGGAUAACACACACACGCACACACCAAACAAAGCCCUACUAUAAAAAGUGUGUCAAUCAUUUGGAUUAAAUGUAAAGAUAAAACAAAAACCAGCUACAGUAUGAUCGUGAAAAUCUGAGUGACAGGUCACACACAUUUAAUCCAUUUUUGUUUCAUAUAGCUCUAUAUUUGAGUUCUUUAUUUCUUGCAUUUCUGACUGUAAUUUAUAUCCUUCUAACAUCUCCGGUAUUUAGUUGGAUGUAUGGUAAUUACACAAAACAUUAUAGAGGGGAAAGGUGUAUUUUCCAAUCUUCUAAGUUUGUGCCAAACUAUUUUUUCAGUUGUAUGGUAGAUUGUUUACAUGUGAAGUGCCUGUGUAAUUGAUGACUCUUCAUAGUCUUAAACGUUUUUGCAGUUUCUUUGUCUGACAUAGAUACAAUGGGAAUUUUAAAAUAUUUUAAUAGUUUUUUGUAAGGUCAGUAAUAUGUGAAGAUUUAAAUGAUGCUUCACGUUUUUGGUGUUAGGUGUUUUAAGUUGCACAGUUGAUUAUGUUGUCUAAUGAUUGGAAAAUAAUGUAAAUACAUUUUAUUUAUGCUAUUUAAUUUGAUAAUACCCAAUCACUUCUGUUUUAAUGUAUUAUCAGCAAAAAUUGUCACUGACAGUUAUUUUCCUUGUUUGGGACAAACCAUGACGUCCAUAGUUAAAUAAGAAAUAUAUGGACUAGUGAUGCAUACAUAAUAAUCAUUAAGGAUGUUUUGAUAAAGCCUCCAAAAUCUCAGGUUUAUGCUGUGACUUUCAGGAUUUUGCAUCAUGUUGUUCCUGAUUUUGCUUUAGUUUUUUACAAUAACAGAAAUCACCACAAGUUAGAUUUUAAAAAAAUUCAAGCUGGGAAUCUUUAUAUUUUUCAGUGUUUACAGGUUUGUUGAGAGGGACUAAUUUUGGAAAUAACCACCUGCAUCAUCACACUUUUGCACCAAUGCUUCUCAUUUUCACCAGUGUCACCAAUUAUCAACAGUUAAUUCUGUGCUGAGAGUAUCAAACUCUUGGGAACAAAUGUUUAAAAAAAAAAAAAAUUAAAUCCCCACAACAGAAGCUUUCUUGAACUUCUGGGUUUAAGUACUUGUUUGAUUCUACACCUUUUCUGACUGAUUUUUCCCAUGGUGUUCUGAGAACUUUCAGAACGAUGGACAGUUGACUCCCUUUCUUUCUGUCUCUUCCCCUUCCUCCCAAACAAACAAGUUUACCUUCUUAGUAAAUAUGUGACUCGCUCAAAAAUGUUGGGCUCUGGGUAUGUCACUGUUGUAUUUUUAGACUGUUGCUUUAGACCAAGGGUAAAACCUUGUGUGCCAGAUGGUGUAAAAAAACUAAGUUGUACUCUUGUGCCAAUUGACCUAACGCUAUUUCAUUUCAUUUUGCUAAGGAAUGAGGAAGAAAAUAUUGCUUUAUUUCUUCCUUACUCGCUUUAAUUGAAGCAUCAAAGCCCAGUUGAGAAGAAAAUAAAAAUCCCGAUGGCUAAAAGAUUUAGAAGAUAAAAUAAUUUUAAUGUUCUUUAACUAAACUCCAUUGAAAUAAAAAGAACAGGAGGACUUGUGGCACCUUAGAGACUAACAAAUUUAUUUGAGCAUGUAGCUCACGAAAGCUUAUGCUCAAAUAAAUUUGUUAGUCUCUAAGGUGCCACAAGUACUCCUUUUCUUUUUGCGAAUACAGACUAACACGGCUGCUACUCUGAAACCUGUCAUUGAAAUAAAAGUAAUUCAUGGGCUCUUGUUAACAUAUGCUAUUGUUUAUAGAGUGCAUUCUCAAAUACAGCUCAUUUAAAAAAAGCCAUGCCCUCCUUUACAAAAUCAUGUAAAUUAAAAUAUCAUUUAAACAGGUGCUCAUGCAGAAACUAUAAUUGGCUCAAUAUAAUGUUCGGCCAUUAAAAUAAGUAGUUUCAUUUAUCUUUCUUCUGAAUUAUCCUUUUUUAUUGUUUAUCUUAAUUCAUAUUCAUAGGAGAGGUCCAUUUUAAAAAAGAAUGGGUCAAUGUAUUCUCAUUUCACAUAAAUACAAUAUCGGGGGAAAAAUAAAUGUAGCUGAGAUGACAGUGAACGAGGAAAUUUAGUUCAGCAAGCAGAUUGGUGUUGGUUACUUUUGCUGUAUUUUAAUAGCCGAAGAAUUACCUGAUCAUUCAAAGAGAGGAAAAAAUGUUCUAUAUUAAGAACUGUACUAUCUUGCAGUUUUUUAUACAUACCCUCUUGACUACAAAAAUAGCAAUUCCUGUUUCAGUAGUGUUAACCACAGACUUGCUGGUGACAAAGACAUUAAGUUACGUUUCAGACUUGUCUAACGAUCAUCUAAAUUGGAUAAUGCAGGUGUUUGUUGGACUGUUUAAAUACAUACACCAAUCCUGAAUGAAACUUCAGUUUUCCUGAUGGAAUUAAGUUUCCUCUGUAAAGUUUUCUGAAUACAGUGCAAGCCUCACUUAAGACCACUUCUAGUCGCUUAGUUUUUGUUGAUCCCUUGUGGAGUAUUGCAGUAUGUCAAGAGAAGAUUACAUUCUGACUUAAAAUUUUAACAUUAAGAAGUCUAGCUGUCAGUGUAGUACACUAGUUUCACUUAAAAAUAAAUAAAUAAAGUUAGCACAGUUGUCCCUAAGUAGCUUAAAAUAAUUUGACAGAUUUAUUUGGGCAUAAGCUUUCGUGGGUAAAAACCCCAGUUCUUCAGAUGCAUGACUGUAUGCAUCUGAAGAAAUGGGUUUUUUUUACCCACAGAAGCAUCUCCUCCUGCGCAGGGAUCCAGAAGGGAAAAACAGCCUGAUGCUGGGUCCCAGGCUUGUACGGAGUUUUCUGCACGCUGCCACCUCCUUUCUUCAGGGCGUGCUGGGAACCGCAGCUGCCCGAACCCUCCCUCUCUCUCCAGCAGUGUAUUGGAGAGACGGACUUUGCUGGCCCCUACUGGCAGCCAGCAGCUCUGCAGCGCCAAUUCUGCAGGAAGAAAGGAAAUUCUGCCCAGAACAUUAAUUCUGCACAAAUUCUGCGUUGCGCAAUGGUGCAGAAUUGCCCCAGGAGUAGUAGCAGCUGCAGAAGAGACUGAAAAAGGAGUUAAUACAGCUCCAUGUUUUAAGGAAUGAAAAAACAAUACCUCCAAUCUGAAAAUGGGGGAGGCAUUGGUGUCUACAGCGCAUCUUUUCCCCUCACCUCAGAAUUCAAAAUAAACCCCACAACUGCAGCUUUGGAGGGCAAGGUUCCUUAGGUUGAUAUUGAAUGAAUUCUAGAUUUCCAUGCAGAAAUCAGGGUUCUGAUCAGGAUGCAGUGUAGCUGGGCCUGGCCAUUCCCUUGGGUUAGCCCAGCCCACUUGGUGGAAGUAGCAGUCCCUACCCUCCUUCCACAUACAGACAAGGGGAGAGCAGCUCCUAGCUGAUGGAAUUAACUGUAAUAUUGCAUGUUUAGAUUGUUUCUAAAUGUCUUUAAUCAUAAGAAGCCAUCAUCAAUCCUUUUAUUUAUUAUCUAUUUCUAGCCACAUCUGCUUACAGAUCCACUAACUUCACCCUCUCAUGUCCCCAGUAGCCUGUCUCCUCCUGACUUUUCCAUGUGGGAAACUGCCUCUGCUCUGCACUGGGGCAUCAAAUGGAGUGAAGAGAUCCCAGCAUCCUGCACAUUUGAAACACUGUGUUUCCACUUUGUGUAGGACCUUCUCUGGCUACUCAGAUUGGGCCCUAUUUGGUGGGGGCUUCAGAACACUCAGCAUUGGCUUGACUUGAAUAGGAAUAGAGUUAUGCCAACAGUAAGAGCUUUAGGAAAUCUCACUCGUUACCUUUUGACAAGUAAACUGUCAUAGGCGUUAUUCACGUGCUGCUUAUUGAGCAUUCAAUUUCAAGUUACCCCAAGAUAAUAUAAAACUAUAAUAUUCAUUUUUAUUAUUAUUUGUCUGAACAUAUCAGAAUGUUUUCUUUGGCCCCAUAUGUUUCUUCUGUUCCCCCAAAGAUUGGAAGGAUAUUUGGAUGGCUCCAAUGUAUCAUGUAAGAAUGUUUUGUCCUUUUAAGGAAUAAGAUAUCUCAGCUAAGACAUUUCUAAAUGAUUAUAGCAUGUUUUAAGUAGUGGCAUUAAAGUGCUUAGUUCGGGGUGGCUGAAUGACUUCGAACUGUCUCAGAAAUACACUUAAUAAAGUGUCCCAAUAGUUUACAUAUAAACAAUUAAAGGCUGGACUGAUUAGAUCUGUGACUUUGAUUGUCAUGGCACACAGGAGUGCAAGUCAUUGACAGACAAUCAAAAAGCCUCAGCUGUGUCCAGAUUUCUAAAGCCCUUCCAUAACAUAAGCAGGGUCCUAAAUAAUGUACUGUAUAAAGGAACAAAUUAAGAAAGGAAAUAGUAAUAAUUUUUUAACUGUGACAUGAAUAGUAAGGAUUCCAAGUAAAAUCCUGGCUCCAUUGAAGUCAUUGGGAGUUUUGCUAGUGACUUCAAUGGGACCAAGAUUUCGCCCUCUGAUCUUAUGGAAACUGAAAGUCUACAGUAUUUUGAAAACAAAAUAAAGAUCAGGAGAAGGUUUUAUAAGAGUUAAUGAGCCUGAGCAGAGGUUUGGGUGUGGAGGUCUCUAGCAGCGGUUUUUUAGAUAAUGCCACUGUAAAUUUUAGGGUACUUCUAAAAGCAGUCAACGAUUCACCUCUUUUCAGUUCUGUGGUAAGCCACAGAAAGCUCUAAAAUAUAUACAUUAAUACAUUUAUAUAGUAAAGUACUGUAUUUUGUCAUGUGCACUACUGAGAGAAUGAGAGAAUUCCUCAGGAGCACAACUUUUAUACCACAAGAAGCUAAAUAGCCUCAAUUGUGGAGGUGGGGACUAUCAGCAGUUGUUUCACUAUAGUGAAAACUGCAUUUUUCUUUUUUAAGUGUUUGGUGACUUGGAGGCAAUUCUUUUCCAAAAAAAAUAAAAUAAAAAUAAAUUGGCAUUAAAAUCUAUUGCCAGAUUCAAGCCAUGCGAAGAUGUAUUCCAUAAAUAUUUUCAGUUUUGAUCAUUUUUGACAAGAUGGUGAUUGUCUUCACUACACCUCAGAAGUUCCACGUUUCUCACUAGUAUUUCAGGAAAUGAUCGUUUUAAAAUAUAUUUUCAAAACUACUGGUGUUCAUUUUCACAGGCAGAGCAUGUGAAAAUGAAGUAAAGGAUCACUUAAGCUCUGACGUUGUUUCCUUUUGAUAUUUUCUUAAAUGCCAAAGCAUAACAUAGGGCUGCAUUUUGUCUGGCUUUUUCAAAAUAAGUCUGGAUUCCAACACAGAGACAAUAAAACACAUAUUGAAAUGAAAUGCAUCUUUACCAAAUUCCAACUUUCCCAAUAUGUUUUCCAUAAUUUGGUAAAUGACAAAAUGUCAAGGCUUUGCUUUCAUUAAAAGGUCUGCUUUUACCACGGUACAAUCUAAUUAACUUUUGUCUCAGUUUAGUAGGUUCUAGUUUAUAUUUUCACUGGUAAUUUGUACAAGAUUUUUAGCACUUCUUCCUGUUAAAAAUUAUUCUGCACUGGUUAGACAUACUACUUCUUCGAGUGAUAGUACAUGUGUGCACCAUGCAUCAGAGUCUGGAGAUUUUUAGUGAGCAGUGUAUGUUGGUCCACAUACACAGUUUCUCUUCUCGAGUCUGCACCGAGGACGUAUGAGGCAGAGCGGACUGACGCCUCUCCAAUUCCUUCCACAUGGCCUGAGGUGGAAUCUUCUGCAUCCACAGCUGCUUCCAUUGUUUUUUUCAAUCUGUGUGUGUGUCCCUCCCCUGAUAGUUUUUAGUAUUUGCACUAUCUAUUUACUAUUUUCGAGUUGUAGUAUUUAGUAUAGUGUAGUUUAGUUAGUUUUUUCCCCACUUUGGAGAAAUUCUCCUCCAAGGGUGAGGACUCUGCCCACAGCCCCAGGGUUUAAGAACUGUUUCCUGCCCCCCCGCUCCUUCUCAGUGAGUGACCAACAUCAGUGCUGACUUUACUAUCUUGGCAAGGCUCACAUCCCUGCUAUGUGCAGUAUCUGCUACUCCUUCCCCAAAUUCAUGAGGGUUGAGCACUCAGACUGAGAGAGAACCUCAUGGGGAAAAAACGUGAGACCCCAGUUGCAUCCGGGCUGGGGACACCCCUUCUGUACACUGGUCUCUUCUGUACAAAGUCAGGAGCUGAGGCUACAACCUGCAAGGCUAAAGAAUCAAAGGGUUCUUGUGAGAGUAUGGGGCACUCUCACAAGCACAGGGGCGAAGAUCCUCUUCAGAAUCUGACCUGAAGAGAUCCCUCCCCAACUCCAUCCAAGUUGGGUGAGUCCUUGCAAACAGAUCCUAAGGAUUUAGGCCCAAGUAAACCUCUUCUACAGGAGAAUGUGGCACGCAAGAGUACAGAUCCGUUGAUACUGAUCUUGGUGCCGACAUAGAAACCAAAAGACAGGCAUCCACCACCUUCAGCAUCCAGAUCAUACUCUGCACCAACACAGUUUCAGAAAAAUCCGAUGUCCACUGUAACCAGGGAAGUGUCUGAUCCAGUGGCCCUGACCACCAAAACACCCUACACUAUGUGGCGGUCUGAGACCUAUGUCUCCCCAGGGGAUAUUUUCACUCUUGUGUCCUCAGUCCCCUCCCCUCUUACGUCCAGACUUAUUUAGAGAGAGCGUCGUACCAUCUUGAGGGCAUAGAGUUAAUCUCCUUUCUCAUAUACGAACCUGAGUACCCAUCCAUCGGUAUCAACGGUUCCAAUGGUUAAUCAGGAACCAAACUAGACAUCAGAUUGGUCAGGGGCUACAUUUGAACAUCUACAUCUACAAAGGGAGGCAAGUAUGGACAGAAUUUCCAGGAAAUCAGGGUUCAGUCCUCUGUCAAAGUAUGACUUUCCAAGGGACUGAUGGUUCCUAAUGCCAUGGUGUCCACCCCCCCCCCCCCGCCCAACCAGUUGUCCUCUCUCAGUGGCAUUACUGGGGCCCUAAGAGACUCUCUUACUCUUGGCACCCUGAUCCACGAAUGAACCUUAUCUAUGCUCUCCUACCCAACACCAAACAGCUCCAUUGGAGUGUGAGGGGGAGAAAGUUGAGCCAGAUCUGACUCUUCCAGUGGUUCUGGUGGCAUCUCACAUCAUCCUACCUAGAUUAAGCAGUCGCCCCAAUUGCUGAUGAUCAUAGGCAAUAUCAGGAGCUCUCACAAAAAGUGUUGUCUUAAUGCCAGGUGCAGCUCAAGCAGGUUCAGGAGUCUCAGCACAGCUGUUGAAUAUCUUGCAACCCUCAGGUCCAAGUCAAGAGGCCUCCCAGUCAACAGUCAUUAUGGAUCCAGCCAGCGUAGUGUGGUACGCUCCUGCCUCAUGCACUCCCACCCCCAAAAAAGGCUGAAAAGCACUACUUCAUUCCACUUAAAGAAGCAGGUUUUGUUCUCACAUUCAGCACCCAACUUCAGCAGCCACUGAGAUCCGGGCUGCAGCACCCCAAGAUGACACAUUUGGACGAGGGUGCAAAAUGCCUCAAUCUCCUAGGGAGAGGGAGAAGUUUUCUCUUCAACAAGCCUUCAAUUUCAAGUUGCUGACAACCUGGCCCUCUUAGCAAAAUAUGAUUUCACCAAUUAAGACGAGUAUUUUGACUUCAAGGACAAACUCCCUCAGCAGGAUAGAGCCCAAUUCCAGAACCUAAUUGAUGAGGGUGAACUUUGUGGCCAAAACAUUUCUUCAGGAUGCAGUAGAUGCUGCUGAUAUUGCUUCCAAAAAAUGGCUACUUCAGUUAUGAGGAGAGAAUCCUGGUUACAGUCCUCACGUUUUCUUUGGGAGGUGCAAAGUACCAUUGAAGAUCUGCACUUUGAUGAAGUUAACUUAUUUAAUUAAAAGACUGAGUCUCUUCCCUGUGUUGAGGACUUGAGAACAACACUGCUCUCUGGACAUCAAUACCCUUGUCCCACAGGAAGCACCACAAACAAGUGUACAGGCCAAGAUGGCCCCCUCACGAACCACCACAAGAGCAACCAAGGGUAUAGAGACCAAGGUGCACAGCUUCCUGAGGAUCUACCACAGCUGAUUCCAACCUCCUGCCCAAGAGUUUCUUUUGACAAGACAUGCAACAUCUGCAUUGCUGUGUUGAUGCCUCAUUAUUCUGACCCUGCCCCCAAGUAUUUGAUGGCCACUUUAUUCAUUGCAUCCCCAAUUGGAGGGCAAUAACAGACAAGUGGGUGCUAGAAAUUAUUCACUCAGGCUAUACAAUUGAGUUUACCUCCUACCCACAAACCUGCUUCUCAGCCCUUGAGCUCAUGAGGCAAUCCUACAUGAGGCAAAUCUUCUCCAGCAAGGAGCCAUAGAACGAGUGCCACCUCAUCAUCAAGGGAAGGGAUUCUAUUGCCCAGUUUUCUUAGUUCCCAAAAAGGACAGAGAAUAGAGACUAGUUCUUGACCUACACGAACUAAAUGUCUUCAUCUGAAAAUUAAAAUUCAGCAUGGUCACGUUGGCAUCAAUAAUCCCCUGUCAGGAAGAGGGCAAAAUGGUUCACAGAUCUUGACAUGAAAGAUGCUUGCUUUUCACUUAGGCAUUCACCCGUACCUCAUAAAGUUUCUCAGGUUCUUUCUUGGGCAAGAUCUUUAUCAAGUCAGAGUCCUUCUGUUCACAUUAGAUACAGGGUAAUGGUGGCCCAGAUAGGAUAGGAGGUUAGGAAGGAAGUUACGUAAAGUACAGAUUGGAGCUAGUGAGGAACAGUAAAACAUUAGAAUCCCAUUUAAAUAUAAUACAUGAAAGCAAACAACUGAAUGUUGACAAAUGUUGUAAGUGCUGAUAUAAAAAUGCUAGGAGUCUGAAUAGCAGCAUGGGUGAACUAAAUUGCCUGGCAUUAAAUGAGGAUAUUGAUGUAGUAGGCGUCCAAGAAACUUGGUGAGAUGAGGAUAAUCAAUGGGAUACAAAAAUAACAGGAUAUAAAAUGAUUAAGUGUGUGUGAAAGAGCUCUUGGAGUACAUGUGGAUAGUUCUUGAAAACAUCUGUUCAAUGUGCAGUGCCAGCCAAAAAGCUAACAAAGUUUGAAACCAUUAGGAAAGGGACAGAUAAGACAGAAAAUAUCAUAAUGUUACUUUAUAAAUCCAUUAUAUGCCUACUCCUGGAAUACUGAUGCCAUUCUGGUCACUCAGUCUAAAAAAAAGAUACAUUAGCAUUGGAAAAGGUGCAGAGAAGGACAACAAAAAUAAUUAGGGGUAUGGAACAGCAUCCAUCUGAGGAGAGAUUUUAAAAGACUGGGACUGAUCAGCUUAAAAAAAGAGAUAACUAAAUGAGGGUGUGAUGGAGGUCUGUAAAAUCAGGACGGGUGUGGAGAAAGUGAAUAGGGAAGUGUUAUUUACCCCUUCACAUAACACAAGAACCAGGGGUCACAUGAUGAAAUUAAUAGGCAGCAGGUUUAAAACAAAAGGAAGUACUUCACACAAUGCACAGUAAACCUGUGGAACUUGUUGCCAGAGAAUGUUGUGAAGGUCAAGAGUAUCUAGUUCUUUUUUGAGCCCAUGUUCAUGGAGGAUAGGUCCAUCAAUGGCUAUUAGCCAGGAUGAUCAGGGAUGCAGCCCCAUGCUCUGGGUGUUCUUAAAGCUCCAGCUGCCAGAAGCUGGGAUGGGAUGGAUUACUCAAAAUUCCCCUGUUCUGUUUAUUUUCUCUAAAGUAUCUGGCACUGGCCACUCUCAGACAGCAUGUUGAGCUACAUGGCCCGUAUGGCCACACUUACGUUCAAGGCAAAUUCUCUGUAUACCACUUUUCAUAAAGAGACCUCUCUGCCUCUACCUGGAAUUCAUCCCUAAAAUAAUUUGAGUUUCACAUAAAACAAACCAUUAACUUAUUGGCAUUUUUUUCCCCAAAACCUCAAUGCUUCUGAUGAGGAGAGUAGGCUUCACUCUCCAGAUGUCUGACAGGCACUGGUGUUCUAUGUGGAGAGAAUGAAAGCAAAUAGGAAACCACUGAGACUAUUUAGCGCCUUAGCAGAGCCAUCAACGACUCAAGCAUUCUCUAUGCACAGACUCUCUAAAAGGAUCUCGAGCUGAAUCUUUGCUACUAGCUAACAUGUUUAUCUCUCACAUCCUGAAGGGGUGAGAGCCUGCUCCACUGGAGCCAAGACCACCUCUGUAGCAGCUCUGAGAUGUGAUCUACUCGAUGCAAGCAGGGCGGCUGCCUGGAGUGCUCGCAGUGCCUUCAGACGUUCUGCAUUGGUCCGUACCUGUGUUGCAGAUAUAGCUGUGGGAAUGGCAGUACUACAGACAUGCAUACAGUCUUCAUCCUUGCUCCCACCUCCUGUUUGACUACUGCUUACUGAUUUCCCAUGUGUGGAGUACACCUAGGAACGAUCACUCAAAGAAGAAAUGGAGGUAGGUUACCUGUUACUGGAGGUUCUUUGAGAUGUAUGGUCCCUAGCUGUAUUUCACUACCCACUCUCCAUCCCCUCUUUGGUGGCUGAUGACUGGAUUCAUGGUAAGAGAACCAACUGGAGAGGCAUCAUCCUGCACUGCCUUCAUACCCUCCGUUCAGAGCAUGAGGAGAGCAACUGUGCACAUGCGGAUCAACGGACAUUGCUUACUAAAAAUCUCUGGACUUGUACAUGGUGCAUAUGCUUACCCUUGUAUGAAACAGAGAUAGGGACCACGCAUCUCGAAGAACUUCUAGUUACAGUUAAGCAACCUCCCUUUACCAUUUUCUGCACCAGCUUAGACCAAGGGGGGGGGCAUCCUUUCUUUAAAUGAGCAUUUUGAAACACUGGUCUGUCAUGUCCAGCAAUUUCCAGCUGAAAAUGAAAUGCCUGAUGUUUUAAAAAGUCACAUGAAAAUAAAGGAACACCACUCUGAUCUGAAAUUGUAAAGGAAAAUUCUACUGGUCCAUAUACAAGAGGAUAUGUGCAAUUUUUGUGUGGUAUAGAAUUUCCAGCGGGGUGUAUGCUGGCUGUAUCCCAGACCAGAUUAUUCAGAAGACAGGUUAGCCUGGUGAAGUGAAUGCGGGGAAGAAAGAUGGUUUGGAAUUACAGUAUAGUUUUAGGGGGGAAAGGAUCACCUCCUAAUUCUGGACCCACAUCUCUCUGUACAGGCUAUAGUAGGUAUAGAAUUGACUUCCUCAGUUUCCCUAAGGCUAAGGACUCUGUUCCUCUAUCCUAGUCCUGCAGGAAGGUCCUGACUCUCUCACUUUAGGUCUAUCAAGAGUCCCUUCCAGUUGCCCCUUCCCCUCCCCGUGUGCCCGUGCUUGUGGGAUGAUGGAGAGUAGCAUCUGCUGGCCUCCUCUUCAUCUCACUGACUGACAGCUCCAUUUCAGAGCUCAGAAACAAGGUGGGAGGCAUUCAGGUCACAAAAAGUCCUUUAAAUGUAUUCCCUUUCUGACAGUCCUCAAGGAAAGAACGCUCCCUUCCCAUCCUUCUGUGCACAUCCACUCUCCCUAGAGCACUGGGCAGUGGAUAGAACCAGUGCCUUCUCUAAGAUCAUUUCUGCAAACACAAUUGCUGUAUACAGAUAAGGGGGCUAGGGUUUUGUGGCUGUGAAAACCCAAAUCCUCUUUUGUGGAGCAUCUGAAGGGGCAGUACCCUCUCUGCCUAGAGAGCAGAAUAUCUUAGUCAAGAAAGACCAGAAUAAUUAUUUGGGGAAAGUGAGGCAUGAGUGGGCAUUUUCCAAUAAUUUUCACUCAAAAAAUACUGGUACAUUGGACUCCUGAAAGGAAUGCUUGUUAGGGGAGUGUGCAGUGCUUCAAACUAGAAGAAAUUUCCCUGGAGUUAAGAUUGCUUCUUGACUCUAGUUUGUGAGCUACUAUACAAUAGUUGUAACCGUAUGAAAAGAAAUAGUAUUAACACUCUUGGCUAUUACAUGUGCAACACACAGUGAAGCAUAAUAUACACACAGUGCGUUUAUAGAGGUCUCUACAAACCUGUGGGCAAAAUGUGUAUAUAAAUGCACAGGUUUGUUUUUUUUAAAAGCACAAUAAGUUUUAUGUGCAAUUAUUUUGGUGAUAGAAAUGUGAAAAGAAAACAUUACACUUUUAUUUCUAACAUGAAAAUUGUUUUCUCUACAUUGGCCCUGUGGUUAAAAUAGAGAAGCUUCCUUCUCAGUUUAAUCUCUGACAAUGGUUUUAAUUUUUACUUCAUAGACUAGAGCUUUGUAUUGACUGAUUUUAAAAGAUAUUGUCUAUAGGGCAAAAAGAAAAGGAGUACUUGUGGCACCUUAGAGACUAACCAAUUUAUUUGAGCAUGAGCUUUCGUGAGCUACAGCUCACUUCAUCGGCGAAAGCUCAUGCUCAAAUAAAUUGGUUAGUCUCUAAGGUGCCACAAGUACUCCUUUUCUUUUUGCGAAUACAGACUAACACGGCUGUUACUCUGAAACCUGUCUAUAGGGCGUUUCUGUUAAGUCUUAAAUUGUAGUUUUAUACUACGCUGUGUUUCACUCUCAUUUUCUUUAUUUCUUAUAAUUUUUUUAAAACAUGCUUUAGUUUAUAAAGCCACCUAAAGAUAAUUUUUAAGGCUGGUAGGAGAAAACAGUAACAACCAUGAUGGCAUCACUCUGAAUGAUAUUCUAAUUGCUUUUAAAGUAAAUUAAUGUUUUUUUAAACAAGGGUUCUUUAAGUAUAACUUCCUUCUGUUCCAUGCAUCAGAAUGCCAGUCCUUGAAAAGUUUUACAAAACAUCUCCCUCACUUUUCUAACAAGUCUUAAAAUAGAGGAAUUGAUUAAUUCGAAUACAAAUUAAAUCCCAAUGGGUGAAAUUCUAGCCCCAUUGAAAUCAAUGAGAAAACUCUCCUUGACUUCAGGGAAACUAGGCUUUCCCCUGUGUGUUUAUAACUGAGCUACAUAGCAACCCAUUUAAAACAAUCUGUUGGUGCUUAAAGCAAAGUUAAGGCUUUCCCCCCAGUGGAAGUGUAGUGCCAUCAUAAAGCCAGACAGAUCAAAUAUGUGGAGGGAACCACAAAAGUGUGGGGUUUUUUUGUUUUUUUCUUUUAAAUCAGUAAAAUCUGCCCAGAGUGGCAGCGCUUACUUUGGGCCUGACCAUGUUGCUGCGCACAUGGAAUUAACACUGAGCAAUGGGAGUUCUGUUGGUAGAGCACAUACAGGAUCAACCCUUUAUUUGUAAGUAUUAGUACAGUUUUGUUUACUGAACCCAUGUACUGUAGUAAGCAUUGAUAGGGCAUUGCCACAAGAGUGGGAAUUUCCAAGUUGCCACUGUUCUGUGUUGCAUCUACAGUAUAUGCAUAUGUUUGUCCUGUUUGUGUAGUAAUUACACAAACAUUGUAAAGGGAUUGUUUGGUGAAUAAUGUGGGAUUAAUGUGAAUUAACUUUUAACUAUUGUGUAAUCUGUAGAACCAAGAAAAUGUGAUUGCUUAAAAACCAUGUUAAAUUAUCACUUGGUCAGUAUUCAUAUAUUUUGUUUUUUGAACCUUUUUCGUGAUUAUAAAACUCAGAAAACACAAUGUAACCAAAUCAGCAACAUGUAAUGUACGCAAAAUUUACAAAGUAACUCUGAGACAGAUAUCUGGAAAGUGAUCAUAUAAGUAGCAGCAAAUGCUUAAAUUGUGGAGUUAUAAUACAACUAUUUGAUACUGCCUUUUAAUUCGUUCUGCAUUUCAUGUUCUGUAAACCCUUUUCCUCAGUUUUAAGUUCACCUGUGUGUACAAUACUGGAUCUUACGUCUUUUUUUCAGGACUUCCAUUAUUGCUGGAGCUUCCAACAUGUACAUGUUUCUUUGAAAAACAAUCCUACUGUUAUUUUUUGUAAAUAGUUUUGUAUUGAAUUUGCAUGGAUAAAACCCACAUGUCGAAAACCAGUGUACAUAUUCUAUGUAUAAAAUACAGACUGUUUCAUAA